AUGGAUGCCCCAGCUGCUGGCUUACCCUCUGGUUCUUCGGAUUUACGACCAAUAAAGCGACUUAGACUCUCCAGAACCGUAGACAUUGGCUUCACGCAACUCCUCAGGGACCCGAAAUUUACCGACGUAAAAGUCCUUGUCGGUUUCAACGAAAGGGAGUACAACCUCCACCGCAACAUCAUCUCCAUCGGAUCCAACUUUUUCGAGGUUACGUGCCGAGAAGGAAGUGGCUUCACAGAGAGCGCCGAAAAUUUGAUCAAGCUCCCAGACAUCGAACCCGAAGAAUUCGACGUAAUCAUCAAAUGGAUCUAUAGGGGUGGCUACACCCUUCCUGAAUACAUCGAAGCCGACGACUUCUGCGCCGUCCUCCAAGCUGCAGACUUCCUCGGUGUCAAAGAUCUCAAAUUAGAGAUGCAAGACCAAUUAGUCGGCCGGCUCCCUAGGGAGUUCCUACGCGAGGACCAAAUCACCGUCGAUGAUCCCGUUAAGCUGUACAAGGGUAUCGCUCAAAACUCAUCGAUCUCCGAUUGGCUCAAACUUCGAAAGCUGGCUGAUCAAAUUUUCCCAUUUUGGUAUGAUGGGGACUUGUCUUUGUUUGAGAUGGGUCAAGAGGAUUUGGGAAAUGCGGUUCGUAUCGAUCUCUAUCAGGAAAUUUUGAACAAUAAUUUCUGUGGAAUCUGUUACACCGAUUUGUUGAAGAAUAAAGAGAAUCAGUGUCGCAUUUGCUUGUCGGAUCUUGAGAAUUCUACUUGUAGACAAGAGGAUGGGGUUCCGAUGGGAGAUACUCCACGUGGACGUCAAAUUACACUUCUCCAGACUUCUGAAGCUUCUGAAUCUUAG
This is a messenger RNA of Orbilia oligospora ATCC 24927, 840 nucleotides long. RefSeq lists its product as uncharacterized. Gene Ontology annotation, molecular function: ubiquitin protein ligase binding. The record is from RefSeq and is a predicted model, not a curated record. Gene Ontology annotation, biological process: proteasome-mediated ubiquitin-dependent protein catabolic process; regulation of proteolysis. Bases 1 to 840 code for a protein of 279 amino acids. The transcript is spliced from 2 exons. Gene Ontology annotation, cellular component: cytoplasm. NCBI's taxonomy places the organism in Eukaryota, Fungi, Ascomycota, Orbiliomycetes, Orbiliales, Orbiliaceae.